CUGCCCCUCCAGUCCCUCACAGUUGUAGGCCAUUUACAAGUACAAUAAUAAGUGCAGUUCUCCACAGACUGGACUAUUUCCCUUUCUUUCUGUCUUUGUGGUUUUAUUUUGCCGUUUAAAAAUGUUAUGGCUUACGUAGACUUCCAUGAUAUGUUGUAGGUUCUUUUCAAGUACAAAUUGCAGCAGAGAAAUGAUGAGCUUUGAACUGUAGAUGCUUGGACUUGAAGGACUGUUCAUCUUUUGAAGUGCUCCAAGUGUUGAGGGAUUUCCUCCUCAAAAGCGCAUCAUGGGUAAUCAGCUUACCGGUGAAGCUCCUGUGGUCAUCUAUCCUGUUGAACAUUAUCUGACUGACCUUGCUUACUAUGAAUAUGAUUGCAGCCUGGGAAGUACUCGAUUCUUCAAGGUGGCUCGGGCCAAGUGCCGGGAGGGUCUAGUGGUGGUCCGGAUUUUUGUCAUCCAGGACCCGACCAUGCCACUACCUCUUAAAGAACAUCAGGAGAAGUUGGACGCCAUUUACAAGAGUCUGAACGGCCUUCCCAACUGUCUGCCUUUCCAAAAACAUGUGAAAUUGGACCGUGCAGCUAUCUUGAUCCGUCAGUACGUGAAAUACAAUCUAUAUGAUCGCCUGAGCACACGUCCUUUCCUCACCCUCAUAGAAAAGAAGUGGAUUGCCUUCCAGCUGCUUUGCGCUCUCAACCAGUGUCAUAAAGUCAAGGUGUGUCAUGGCGACAUUAAAGCGGAAAAUAUUCUCAUCACAAGCUGGAACUGGGUUCUCCUCACAGACUUUGCAAGUUUCAAACCCACAUCUCUGCCCUAUGACAAUCCAGCUGACUUCUCUUACUUCUUCGACACUUCCCGUCGCCGUGUCUGCUACAUCGCACCUGAGAGGCUGGUGGGAAAACCUCCGUCGGAGAGCAACUGGGAGAGUGGUGGGAGUGGGUUGGAGGAGUCUCAGGCCCCACGGGUCUACAGGGAACUCACUCCUGCCAUGGACAUCUUCUCUGCUGGGUGUGUCAUCACAGAGAUGUUUUGCGAUGGGGUCGCGCCCUUUGACUUGUCCCAGUUAUUGAACUACAGCUGUAAGAACUACAGUCCCUGGAAGUUGAUAGAAGCCAUUCCAGACAACAGUGUCAAGGAGCUAGUUGAGCAGAUGAUCCAGCGUAAGCCUGAGCUGCGUUUGUCAGCGGAGGAGUACCUCAUCAAGCAACGUGGCAAAGCCUUCCCAGAGUUCUUCUACACCUUCUUCAAAGCCUACUGCCAGCACUUCUCCAGUCUGUUGCCAUCUGACGACAAGAUCUUGCUUUCAGCAGUUUCCGCCUGAUGGCCCUGAAACUGUUCCUGAAGCUUUCGCAUCAUGUGACGGCUGACAUCAUCCUGGACAGGAUUCUGCCUUUUGUGCUCAACUUUGCCCAGGACCCUCUGCCGGAGGUGCGAGCAGCCACCAUCCGGACGGUGACGUCCUGUGUGAAAAACCUCAAGAGUGUUCCACGCAACGAUGCCAACGUGUUCCAGGAUUACAUCAUUCCAGCCCUGUCUCCUCUACUCAGUGAUGAUGUCCUUCAAGUGAGACUUACAUUUGCGGAAAACAUAGCCCAACUGGCAGACACUGCCGUCAAGUACCUUGACAUGGCCCAGGCCCAGGAGAUUCGUGAGGUCAUAGUUCAGCUCAAGGACCAGCAGAAGGACAAGAGCCACAUCUCUGACACUGUUGUUAAUGUCAAGAAAAGCCCAGAGGAGCUGAAACCAGAAAUCCAUCAGGUGGAGUCCAACUACGACACAGAGCUCCAACAGCUCAAGGAUCUGAUCCACCAGAAGAUCUUCCAGCUGCUGAGUGACCCCAACCACUCGGUCAAGAUGACGCUGAUGGCCAACGGCAUGGACAAACUUUGUCUCUUCUUUGGCAGACAAAAAGCCAAUGACAUCUUGCUGUCUCACAUCGUGACCUUCCUGAAUGUCAAGGACGACUGGCGUCUGCGAGCAUGUUUCUUCAAGACAGUGGUGGACGUGACCAUGUAUGUGGGCUGGCAGUGUUCCGAGGUCCUGCUUCCUCUGCUGCAGCAGGGUUUGAACGACACGGAAGAGUUUGUCAUCACCGAGGACCUUCACGCCCUCAAACAGCUGACCAACCACCGGCUACUCAACAAGAACAUGAUGCAGACGCUGGUCUGUGACGCUCUGCCGCUGCUGGCUCAUCCCGGGGCAUGGGUGCGCCAGGCCGCUGUCGGUUUCACCACGGCAGUCGCUCAAGCCUAUGACAUAUCCGACAUCUUCUGCAAGCUUGUGCCACACGUGGAACCGUUCCUGACCAGGAAAGCUCUGCAGUUACGCCGCCCGGAAGUGGUGUUGGACGCCCUCAACAGCCCGCUGUCCCGGGACAUGUUUGACUGUCUCCUGCGCUCCGCCCAGCUGGACUCGGUGUUUGAAGUGAUGGCCAAGCAGGCAUACAUCCGCAGCAUCUCGCGACAGCCACGCAGCGGCUACCCAGAGCUGGACCAGCAGCUGGCACAGGUGUUCCGUAAGCUCACUUCCUUAGGACUCAAUGACAAGUCUGAGGAAAAGCUACUGGCCAUGAAGGACUUCUUGCUGAGACUCCAUAAAAACAGGGCCGGCUCCAUCGAAGCAUUCCACCAGUCCCCCACAAAGUCACACCCAGGGAAUGUUAACAUUUCGGCUUUUGGUCGAAAUGUGACUCGCCGACACGCAGACCUGCAGAAGAACCGGGAUCCUGUUGCCGAGACACAGAGUACACCGUCUGGACGAAAAAAAGUGAAGAAGCAAGAGUCUGUUUCCAUGAACCCGGAGUGGAAGAAAAUGUUUGGCAGUGAUGACCCGGACCCUGGCUCUCUGUCCUCCUCCCCCAGGUCUCUGGCCUCUACCGCGUCCGUCCUGGACCGAACGUCGGUGGACACCGCUCUACAGGCUGUGGCAUCCGCCAACCUCCCACCAGCAAGCCCCGGCCCCUCCAGUGGUGCAUCCCACUCAGAGAGCCUGUCUCAGAGCCUGCUCAGUGUAGACAGCUUCCAGAAGUCGGUGUCCUCGGCCGGCAGUGGCGACAAGUCGUCGGCUCAGAAGCCAGUGGUCACUCGGUACGCCAAGUGCAAGUGGGAGUUGCGUGACCUGGUGCAUCACCGGCGCGCCCAGUUUGAGGACGACAUCCUGUCCACCGAUGCCAUCUCGGGCAUGGCCUGGGAUGCUCACCGGCCGGCUGACUCGUGGAGACCCAAGGGGGUGCUGGUGGCACACCUACAGGAGCACAGGGCCGCCAUUAACAGGUUGAGUGUGAGCCACGACCACCGUCUGUUUGCCAGCUGCUCCAACGACGGCACGGUACGAAUUUGGGAGAGUGGCAAGCUGGAGGGAAAGACAGCCGCCAACCGCUCCAAGGUGUCACUCAAUAAACAAGGAGGUAAAAUCAAGUCUGUGGCCUUCCUGGAGCGGUCUAGUGCAGUGGCUUGUGCCUCAGACAACAACUCCAUCAAGGUUUACAGGCUGGACAGUGGGGCAGUGCAGUCAGAUACGUCUAUCUCCGUGGACCACGACACGUACGGACAGAUCAUGGACAUGGCUCACUUUGAUGCAGGUGCCCAGUCUGUGCUGACCUACGCGACGGUCUCUGGUCACAUGUUCGGCUGGGACCUCCGGGCUCCCGGCCCAGCCUGGACCCUGCGUAACGACCCACGCGACGGCCUCAUCACCAGCUUUGCCGUCAACCAAUCGCAGAGCUGGCUGGCUGUUGGCACUUACAGCAGCACCCUGGUGUGCUGGGACAUGAGGUUCCGCAUGCCCAUCAACAGGAUACAUCACCCCUCAGGCCGCCGUGUGCGUCGUGUGGCCAUGCACCCGAGCGAACAGUCGUGGCUUGUGGCCUCCUUCAACUGGCACAGCGAGGUCUCCAUGUGGGACGCCGAGACACGGCAGAGGCAGAAGACACUGUGGCCCAGCCGCUCUCCUCCCCUCACCUACACCAAGCAAAACAAGAGCCAGGAGGAGGAGGGUGUGUGUGGUUUGUACGUCGGGAGCACAGAGUCCAAGCCAUUUGUUCUGACCGGGGGUACGGACAUGCGACUACGCUUCUGGGACCUCAGCUACCCGGCGCACUCCGUCUGUUUCAGCGACAGUAUGGAGGACGCCCGCAACUCCUUCAACUACAGGUCCCAGCUGAUGGAGGGCUCAGAGGUAAUCCAGGAGCAGGAGAACCAGCGAGAGCCACUGGACAAGUCAGAGAACGAUCGCGAGAUGCACACCAUGCACAGUGCACCGCCACCCGCACACCAGGACACUGUCAGCGACAUCACUCUCUGCCACAGCACACAGACUCUUGUCAUCUCAGCUGCUCGCAAUGGUCACAUCAAAGUCUGGAAAUAGACCUUUCUACACGCUCACACACACACACACGCCACAUGCAUGCACACACACACACGCCACAUGCAUGCACACACACACACACACACACACACACACACACACACACACUCCUCCGCCUACAAUGGACACAUCAGGGACUAGAAGUAGACUCCCUCUCUCUCUCUCUCUCUCUCUCUCACAGACACACUCAUUUUGACAUACAGGCAAUUACAUAUGCACACACACACUCACGCACUCAUCAUAAACUUACACUUCUUAGUUACACACACUCACACAGUGGUCGACUCGGCCACAUCAAAGUUAAGAAGUAGGCGCUUUCGGGCUCAGAUGGGCAAACUCUCACCCUCAUAUAACAUGCACACACACACAUAGCAAAAGUAGGCUACCAUACACAAAGACAAAUCCUUGCUCACACCCACACUCAUACUGGGUGGCUCCCAGUCGUUACCAAGUGUCUGUGCUUAUGGUGUGUUUGCAAAAAGUCCUCCUGCUUUUUGUUAUUUAAUAUUUAUGACGGACUGAUGUUUCCAAAGUGACCCUACUGAUGGUGGGAUUCUCUCCUUGUUUUUGUAAUACAUGUUGCUGGUGCUGUGGUCCCAGCAGUUCAUAGGUGGCUGUGGCAUAAUUUACUGGUUAGGCUCUUCGCCGAUGCGUGCAAAAAGAGAUGAAUUUAUUUCUGGAGUGGGGAAGUUUUUCUAUGGAGUAUCUCUAUCUGUUGGGAUGUUGUUUCCAUCUCAUCCUGGGUUAGCCCCGACAGGCAUUGCUUACCUCAUAAAUGAUGUAAAUUUUGAUAUGGAAGGGUAAAACAUUAACAUCGGUAUUACAAUUUUUUUUCUUUUUUCCUUCCCAUCAAUCACUGGCUUGUUUCCCUUCCUCUCAACGGGGGACAUGUCAGAUUCCCAUUCUCAGAAACACCCUUUUUAACUGUUUUUUUUAAUGAUAGAGAAAUAUAUAUUUUUUUGCUCUCAGAAUAAUAAUGGAAUUUUUCUCUUCUGUGUUGCUGGUACUUUCUUUUCAAGUGAAUGUGGACUCACCUCUUUUACUUCCUCUUUGCCCUGUUCCCGUGCUAUGUUUUCAAUCCAUAAAACCCCCCAAAAAACUUGUAAUUUUACCAACAAUAACGCAAGUAAUGGUUUGUUCACAUCAUGCUUCUAAUGAUCUUCAUGGCUUACAGGCUAGAGAAGUCGUCUGAAGAGUAUAAUGCUUUGUGCAAGUAGAACAAUUAUCUUUGCUCAAACUGACUAGGUUUUUUAUUCUUGAAUUUUCCCCAUGAUCCCCAUUGACCAUGUAGAACGACAGGUUUGUCUUUCCAAUCCACUGGUUGAAUCUUUUGGGGUUUUUUCUGUUUCGUAGAAUUUUCCUUCUCUGCUGUCUUGUACUCAUGUUUGAUUUGUCUAAGUCAUACGUUUUAGUUCCUACUGUACUGUAUGGUAGAAACUUCUGUUUUAUGCAGUUAUUUUUUUUCAUGUUUACAAAAUGUAGUUUCUUUAAUGUAUUAUACUGUUUGUGAAUAUUUUCUAGGUUUGGUCCUUGUGUUGGUGAGAUUUGGUGAAUGAAGUGAUGGUAUAUAUGCAACAAAAUCUGGCCAUUAGAGUGGUAGUAUUUGAGUGCUGACAAAGUUUGAAGGAUUCUGUUUGAAGAAUGGUGGGAAGAUUUAUGUUUGUGCAUGGCUUGAUAAUUUUACGUGCGAGUAAGCCUAUAUUAUGUUGGAUGCAAGUACUCGUAUGUGUCAUAAAAGGACUGUGUGUGCACAUCGGAUGGACAUUUGUAACACUUUAAAAAUGUACAUUUCUUGUAUACACAUCACAUGGCCUAUCUGUGGAUGUGAAAGAGCAAACUUGCUUGUGUAAUUUGAGCAUGUGCGAGAGAAAGAUUUCAGUAUAUUGUAGACAUGAAAUAAAUUGCUUCGUUGCCAACACAGGGCAUUUAUGUACUGGGAACUGUGCGUUGGAGGUGUCCAUUAAACUUUGUCUUUCAGAUUGUACACAACAA
Aplysia californica (California sea hare) is the source of this 6357-nucleotide messenger RNA. RefSeq names its product phosphoinositide 3-kinase regulatory subunit 4. Gene Ontology annotation, cellular component: phosphatidylinositol 3-kinase complex, class III, type I; phosphatidylinositol 3-kinase complex, class III, type II; nucleus-vacuole junction. Gene Ontology annotation, molecular function: protein serine/threonine kinase activity; protein binding; ATP binding. The record is from RefSeq and is a predicted model, not a curated record. Gene Ontology annotation, biological process: protein targeting to vacuole; late endosome to vacuole transport; autophagy of peroxisome. Lineage: Eukaryota; Metazoa; Mollusca; Gastropoda; Aplysiida; Aplysiidae.